CCGAAGGCGCGGCCGCCCCCACCGGGGCGGGGAGAGUCCGCUUCUCCCGCGGGGACCUGGCGACACCCUUGAGGACUCGCGACUGAAGCCGGAGCGACACGUGGCCUCGGGCUAGGAGCCAUGGACGCCUUCAUCCGCUUCACCAACCAGACCCAGGGUCGGGACCGACUCCUCAGAGCCACUCAGUACACAUGCAUGUUGCUUAGAUAUUUGUUAGAGCCUAAAGCUGGCAAAGAGAAGGUGGUACUGAAGCUCAAGAAUCUGGAGUCCAGUGUGAGCACUGGCCGUAAAUGGUUCAGAUUAGGCAACGUGGUACAUGCUGUGCAGGCGACUCAGCAGAGCGUUCAUGCCGCUGACCUGGUGCUGCGCUUAUGCCUGACGUUAGCCAACAUGAACCGUGUGAUUUGUUUCAUCUGCGAUACCGUCCUCUGGGUGAGGAGCGUAGGGCUGGCCUCUGGCAUUAACAAAGAGAAAUGGCGAGUGUGGGCUGCCCGCCAUUACUACUAUUCUCUCCUGCUGAGCCUGGCCAGGGACCUGUACGAAAUCUCCCUACAGAUGGAACAGGCAAAGAGAGAGAAGUCAGCGUCUCAGGAGCCUCUUGGGUACAGCGUGGCUGACGAGGAAACAGAAUGGCUCCAGUCCUUUCUCCUUCUCUUAUUCCGGUCUCUGAAGAAUCAUCCUCCCUUGCUCCUGGACACAGUGAAGAACGUCUGCGAUAUCUUGAACCCCUUGGACCAGUUGGGGAUCCAUAAGUUCAACCCUGGCAUCAUUGGACUUGGAGGCCUUGUGUCCUCCCUAGCAGGCAUCGUCAUCGUGGCGUGUCCUCAGAUGAAGCUGAAGAUACACUGAGUGCGUUCCAGCGGAAGACCGGUGCCUACUUUAGAGACGGCGUCUUCGGAUGGACGUUUGCGUGAGGCACAGACCACAUCACGCUGCGCUUAAAGACUUGUUUGUGUGAGCAGUUAGCAACCAGCGGUGCGAGGAGAAGUGGGGCCGAGAAUGGAGAAUGGGGGCAUGUGAAAAUUUCUGUGUGGUUUUUAGAGGGCUGGAGUGACUUCUGAAUUUCUGAGUAUCUUCCUUUCAUCUAACAUUUAUUGAACAUAUCUUGCACUCAUCGUGGGAGCUUACUGGUUGCUGCAUGUAUAAAAAUUAAAAAAGGCCCAAGCAGUUGAACAUUAAUAUACGGCGACCUUUGGGUUGAGCGCCCCGCUGCUUUUGCACAACUACUGUAGGUCUGAUCCCCGGCCCUGUCUCAGACCUAGUAGAGGCCUCUUAUUCCUCUGACCAGAUACCACCCGCCCACCCCGCUUCUCCCUGGAGGCCCAUGCCAAGGUGCAGGGGGCCUGGGCCUACAGCCUUUCAUCAUGGCGGUCCCGUUCUUCCUCUGUCCAGAAGUAGAAUCAGAAACGUAUUGGGCACCUUCAUGGUAGCCGUGGUGACUUUAGGUAGCGUGGUGAGAAGCAGAAAUCCGAAGCACAUGGGAAGGACUGAGGUGUACAGGGUAUGGGAGGUCUCAACAGGUGCCUGUGGGUAGCCUGCGGCAGAUGAGGAAACAGGUUAAAAAAACAGGCCAGCUCCUCAUUCCUCUGACUCCCAAUCCAGUGUUCUUUCGAGGAUAGUUUGUUGGCUUCCUGAUUGAGUGGUGGUGUGAGACUCCAGAAUCCUGUGCGAAAAGCCUUUUUUAGAACUUAGUGGUUUAUAUAAAAAUUAAACUGUAUCUAGAUUCAUCAGCUAGAUGUUUUAUUUAAAGCCAUAUAAUAGUUUGGGCACCACUACAUUAAUUUUCAUCGAAAGUCAUGCAGUUAAGAAAUUUCAUGACCACUCUGAAUGGAGGAGUGUCCAUUUUCUAUGACAAAUCAGACUUCGUACGUGUGGAGUGGUCGGGGGAGCGUAAAAGAGCAAUAAGGGGCCAGGAAAAGGCCAUCUAUUCAUGGUCCUGCUUCCCGUCUUGGGUGUUGAGUUAUUUGUGAUUGCAGAUCCUCUGAUUUGAGGGAAAGGAAGCAGAAAAAUAGGAUGCCAUCAGCCAGGAGGCCAAUGUCAGCCCUAUCAGUAAAGCCGUUUCACUUGCCUGAAUGGAAAUGAGAAAAGAAAUGUGCACUAAAUAUAUUUCCCAUAAAUGUGAUUGCGAUUCUUAAAAAGCAGACUCAGGUGCUUGGCUCUCUUAUUUUUAAAGUAAUUAAUCAUGACAACAGGAUUUGAGAAAAUACCUCGGGAAUUUUACAUGAAAUGAAAGCUGCUAGGUCAGCGCAAGUAAAAAGUUAAAGCAACUAAUUUUACUUUGUCCAGAUCCUCUACUGUCGUAGAUUAAUUAUGUCGAAUAAAUUUCUAGACAAAAGAGACUCCAGUAUCUGGGAAUGUGUUCUGGGAAUGAGGAAGAGCUAAAGGAAGGGCGAUGCAGAGAUGAUCGGAGUAUACACAGUUGGUAGAGAAUGCUCUGGUAAAACGAGCUCUCGCCUGGAAGAUCCAAGCUGAGGGGGAGGAUGAAGAAAGAUUUAGAUUGGAACGUCUGGGUUGAAAGAGACCUGCAAGAGGAUUUCAUCCAGGACAGGGGCUUCUGUGUCAGCUCUGUCAGGUGGCGCUUUGGCUUCUGCCUGGAGAAGUUGGCCUCGGAUCUGUAGUGGCGUGUUACGGUGGCGUCCAUCUUGGUACUUUUUUUGUCCUGUGCAAUUUCGGGUGGGUGAUGGGGAGUUUGGGGAAUACCACCUCUUGUAGAAUUUGUGAAAACCUUAAUGGUACCCUGGUCCCUCCCUCCCUGUGCAUCUUUCUCAUUUCUAACAGACCCUCCCCACCUCCAAGCCUCCACAUUCAUGAAGGAUUUUAAAAACCAGAGAUGUUCCUAAUAGAUGUACAGGUCAGCACAUUCACAACUGAACAUCGUUCCCUGAGAAUUUACUCAGCAACAAAUAUUUGAAUGCCAUGCUCAGCGGUGGGAUCCACUUGUGCACAGGGGGACCAAGGUCCCUAUGCUCCUGUGGGAAGGUGAGGGGGAGGGGAGGAAAGAAGAUAACAGUGUUCUUCAAGCUGUGGCUGGAAGACAGACUGCUCCCAGGGGACUGCCCUAGGCCCUUUCACUGCUUCUCACCUCUCGCCCACAUUCCGGAUUCCCAGCUGAAGCUGCCAAAGGACCAGCUUUGUCAGCAGAGCUUUCUGGCACAGAGCCCUAUACACUCUCUGGCCCAGAGCCAUUACUCCAAAGGCUUGGAACCGCCCUUUGGCCCAGUUUGCUCUCCAGACACAGCCUCUUGGAUAAUUUGUCCUGAACCUUGAAGCGAGGACAGAGGCUCCUUUUUUAGAUGCUUCCU
Molecule: messenger RNA, 3302 nt
Organism: Ailuropoda melanoleuca (giant panda)
Lineage: Eukaryota; Metazoa; Chordata; Mammalia; Carnivora; Ursidae
Gene: PEX11A
Product: peroxisomal biogenesis factor 11 alpha
Exons: 3
Coding region: 121-849 (242 amino acids)
Biological process (GO): peroxisome fission
Cellular component (GO): peroxisomal membrane
Source: RefSeq, a predicted model, not a curated record